UCUCUCUCGCUUUUAUAUGCCCAAAUUUCCCAUUUACUUCUUUUUAACGUCACUCUUCUCUUCCCUUUUCUUCCCAUCUAUUUUUAUUUCUGUUGACAGUCACCAAUCUUUUUUUUUUUUUUUCUCUUACCGGAGAUUUUUUUAAAAAUCAGACAUAAAACGAAUAAUAUCUCUUCUAUUUUUCUUUCCUAUAUUCCCUUCUCUGAAAAUACAAUUGGUUACUAGAAAAAAUCAUUUUCUCUUUGCACAUAAGUCAACUCUCUCUCUUUCUUUCUCUCUUUCUUUUAUCACUUCUUCUCAUUCUUCUUCUUUCACCUUCUCUUUGGAUUUUCUUCCAUUGAUGAACAACAACAAAUCAAUCUCAUCUUGCGUCUUCCAUUGAAUUUGAAACUCCUAAGAGAAAAUUUGGGGAUAACAAAGUUUUCCGAUGGGUAACGGAGUAACAAAGUUGAGUAUGUGUUUCACAGGCGGAGGAGCAGGAGGAGAACGUUACCGGCAAAAAGACAUCUCCGUUCUUCUUCCGGAUCCUUUAGAUGAAGGUUUAGGUCACUCCUUCUGCUACGUCCGUCCCGACCCGACUCUAAUCUCUUCCUCAAAGGUCCAUUCGGAGGAUGAUACAACGACGACCACCUUCCGUACAAUCUCCGGCGCUUCCGUAAGCGCCAACACUGCGACUCCUCUCUCCACUUCUCUCUACGAUCCGUACGGUCACAUCGACCGCGCCGCCGCAUUCGAGAGCACCACUAUGUUUUCUUCUAUCCCUCUUCAGCCGAUCCCCAAAAGCUCCGGUCCGGUCGUUUUAGGCUCGGGUCCGAUCGAAAGAGGGUUCCUUUCAGGUCCGAUCGAGAGAGGGUUCAUGUCGGGUCCUCUUGAUCGGGCUGGGCUGUUCUCAGGCCCGCUUGACAAGCAAAACUCCGAUCAUCAGUUCCAACGUAGCUUCUCUCAUGGUUUAGCUUUACGGGUCGGGUCAAGAAAACGAUCUUUAGUUCGGAUCCUCCGCAGAGCAAUCUCCAAGACGGUUUCAAGAGGGCAAAACUCGAUCGUUGCUCCGAUCAAAUCCGUUAAAGAUUCCGACAAUUGGGGAAUCAGGUCGGAGAAAAGCCGAAACUUGCAGCACCACCACAACGAGAAUCUCACAGUGAAUAGUUUGAACUUUAGCAGCGAAGUAAGCUUAGACGACGACGUUUCGCUCGAAAGCCAGAAUCUUCAGUGGGCUCAGGGAAAAGCCGGUGAGGAUCGAGUACACGUGGUUGUAUCGGAGGAGCACGCUUGGCUCUUCGUCGGAAUUUACGACGGAUUCAACGGUCCAGAUGCGCCGGAUUAUCUUCUCUCUCAUCUUUACCCUGUGCUACACCGAGAGCUUAAAGGGCUGCUAUGGGAUGAUUCGAAUGUCGAAUCCAAAUCUCAGGAUCUAGACAGGUCUAAUGGAGAUGAAUCGUGUUCAAAUCAGGAAAAUAAUGAUUCUUGUGAGCGACGGUGGAGGUGUGAGUGGGAUCGUGAAAGUCAAGAUCUUGACCGUCAAUUAAAGGAACAGAUCAAUCGGAGAAGUGGCGGGUCGGAUCGGUUGACGAAUCAUUCAGAAGUUUUACAUGCUCUGUCACAAGCUCUGAGGAAAACAGAGGAAGCGUAUCUAGAUACUGCAGAUAAGAUGCUCGACGAAAAUCCUGAACUAGCUUUAAUGGGUUCUUGUGUUCUUGUGAUGUUAAUGAAAGGUGAAGAUAUUUAUGUGAUGAAUGUUGGUGAUAGUAGAGCUGUGCUUGGUCAGAAGUCCGAGCCAGAUUACUGGUUAGCUAAGAUUAGACAGGAUUUGGAACGGAUCAACGAAGAAACCAUGAUGAACGAUUCGGAAGGUUGCGAGGGUGAUCAAUCAUCUUUAGUCCCUAACUUAUCGGCUUGUCAGCUCACUGUUGAUCACAGCACGAAUAUAGAAGAAGAAGUUGAGAGAAUCAGAAACGAGCACCCGGAUGAUGCUACCGCAGUGACGAAUGAACGGGUUAAAGGCUCCUUGAAGGUCACAAGAGCGUUCGGUGCCGGUUUCCUAAAGCAGCCUAAAUGGAACAAUGCGCUUCUUGAGAUGUUCCAAAUUGAUUACGUAGGGAAGUCUCCAUAUAUCAACUGCUUACCGUCUCUCUACCACCACAGAUUAGGGUCCAAGGACCGGUUUCUAAUACUUUCAUCAGAUGGACUCUACCAAUACUUCACAAACGAAGAAGCGGUUUCAGAGGUUGAGCUCUUCAUCACAUUACAACCUGAAGGAGAUCCUGCUCAGCAUCUUGUGCAAGAGCUUUUGUUUAGAGCUGCUAAGAAAGCUGGUAUGGAUUUCCAUGAAUUGCUAGAGAUACCACAAGGUGAACGAAGACGGUACCACGAUGAUGUAUCAAUAGUAGUGAUCUCUUUAGAAGGAAGAAUGUGGAAAUCUUGUGUAUAAGAAGAUAAACAAGUCCUUAUGAGCAUACACGCAAAACAAAAUGGGUGUGUUCAUGGAGGAAGAGAUCGAUCUCUCAUCGGCUCUGCAUCAUGUAUAAUGUUGAUAAACACAGAAUAAACAAAAACAAAAAAAAAAAGUUUUGGCAACUACAUAUUUAGGAGUCUCUCUCUCGGUCUAGUGUGUGUCAUUAAAUUAGUGGUCAAAGGUUGGUUCUUCUUUGAAUGUAAGUUUCUUCUUCCAACUACUAACUGUAUGUGAAUAGAGAAGUAAAUGAAGGAAUUGAAAGAGGUUUGGUUAUUGGUA
Messenger RNA from Capsella rubella, 2731 nucleotides. RefSeq names its product probable protein phosphatase 2C 4. Gene Ontology annotation, biological process: protein dephosphorylation. The record is from RefSeq and is a predicted model, not a curated record. NCBI's taxonomy places the organism in Eukaryota, Viridiplantae, Streptophyta, Magnoliopsida, Brassicales, Brassicaceae. The transcript has 4 exons. Bases 428 to 2428 code for a protein of 666 amino acids. Gene Ontology annotation, molecular function: protein serine/threonine phosphatase activity.